AUGGCGUUACAAAGUCAACUCCUAAAGAGAGUCGUAGAUUCCGGGAUCCGUCGUCAUCGCCCUGCGAUCUCCUUCCUCCGCUCUGAUUUCUCCACUUCUCCUUCAGUUGCCGAUUCUCCGCCGCAGAUUCCGCCGUUCGAUUACCAGCCGCGGCCGUAUACUGGUCCUUCCGCCGAUGAAGUUUUCCAGAAACGGAAGAAGUUUCUCGGACCGUCUCUUUUCCACUUCUACCAAAAGCCUCUUAACAUCGUUGAAGGGAAGAUGCAGUACUUGUUUGAUGAGAGUGGUAAGCGAUAUCUGGAUGCGUUUGCUGGUAUAGUCACUGUCUCAUGCGGUCAUUGCCAUCCCGAUAUUCUGAAUGCUAUUAAUGAACAGAGCAAGCUUCUUCAGCAUGCGACAACCAUAUACCUCCAUCACGCCAUUGGCGAUUUCGCUGAAGCAUUAGCUGCUAAGAUGCCUGGAAAUUUAAAGGUUGUGUACUUUGUAAAUUCUGGCUCGGAAGCUAAUGAGCUAGCGAUGAUGAUGGCUAGGCUUUACACGGGUAGCCUUGAGAUGAUUUCGCUGAGAAAUGCUUAUCAUGGUGGAAGUUCUAAUACUAUUGGACUAACAGCUCUUAACACAUGGAAGUACCCAUUACCACAGGGGGAAAUCCACCACGUUGUAAAUCCAGAUCCAUACCGUGGAGUAUUUGGCUCUGAUGGUUCUCUUUAUGCUAAAGAUGUGCAAGACCACAUCGACUAUGGUACUUCUGGAAAAGUGGCUGGAUUUAUCGCUGAGACCAUCCAGGGGGUCGGAGGAGCUGUAGAAUUGGCUCCUGGUUACUUAAAGUCGGUGUAUGGCAUUGUACGCAACGCUGGUGGUGUAUGCAUCGCUGAUGAAGUCCAAACUGGAUUUGGCCGAACAGGAAGUCACUAUUGGGGUUUCCAGACUCAAGAUGUAGUUCCUGACAUAGUCACAAUGGCAAAGGGGAUUGGAAAUGGAUUGCCAUUAGGAGCUGUAGUGACUACACCAGAAAUCGCGAGUGUUUUAGCUACGAAGAUUCUGUUCAACACUUUUGGUGGAAACCCUGUGUGUUCAGCUGGUGGACUUGCUGUUCUAAAGGUUAUUGACAAUGAGAAACGCCAAGCACAUUGUGCUGAAGUUGGUUCACACCUAAUUCAACGUUUGAAAGAUCUGCAGAAAAGACAUGAUAUCAUUGGAGAUGUUAGAGGAAGAGGAUUAAUGGUUGGGAUCGAGCUUGUAACUGAUCGGAAAGACAAGACACCGGCCAAGGCUGAAACAGCUGUCUUGUUUGAGCAUCUUAGAGAACUUGGCAUUCUCGUUGGAAAAGGAGGACUUCAUGGGAAUGUUUUCAGGAUAAAGCCACCAAUGUGUUUCUCCAAAGACGAUGCAGAUUUCUUGGUAGAUGCAUUGGACUAUUCCAUCUCCAGGUUGUGA
Microthlaspi erraticum is the source of this 1437-nucleotide messenger RNA. The record is from the annotation of a GenBank genome assembly. NCBI's taxonomy places the organism in Eukaryota, Viridiplantae, Streptophyta, Magnoliopsida, Brassicales, Brassicaceae.